UUGCAUGUACUGUAUGUGGAGCAGCGUACAGUGGAGCGGAGGCAGCGCGGCUCCGGGGCUCCUCUCACUUUCCCAUGGAGCAGCCCUGACCGGCCGCGAGGGCAGCCGCACGCCCUCUCGCCGCGAGCCCCGAGGUCACUAUCAUAUGACAGAGGCUUUGCUGCAGUUCAUCUUCCUCGCUGUGUACUUUCCAUUUACCCUCCUGGAAUCCUGCUGCAUCACAGAAGCUGGAAGUUCUGAUGUUCCAUUGAAACACAAUGGAAAGUCUUGACUUGACUGGGCACAGUAAUGAAAGGCAGUAAUAGAAAUAAAGAUCACUCAGCAGAAGGAGAAGGGGCUGGAAAACGACCAAAAAGAAAGUGUCUUCAGUGGCAUCCAUUGCUAGCAAAGAAACUUCUUGACUUUUCGGAAGAGGAGGAAGAGGAGGACGAAGAGGAGGAUAUUGAUAAAGUUCAACUUCUUGGGCCCGAUGGCCUAGAACAAGAUGUUGGUGAGGCGGAAGAUGAUGAAUCACCAGAACAGAGAGCCCGGAGACCAAUGAAUGCAUUUCUUUUGUUUUGCAAACGCCAUCGCUCCCUUGUCCGUCAAGAACAUCCCAGGCUUGAUAACCGAGGUGCUACCAAGAUACUAGCUGAUUGGUGGGCUGUUCUCGAUCCAAAGGAAAAACAGAAGUAUACAGACAUGGCCAAGGAGUAUAAAGAUGCAUUUAUGAAAGCAAAUCCUGGCUACAAAUGGUGUCCUACCACGAACAAGCCUGUGAAAUCACCAACUCCCACUGUCAAUUCUCGAAAGAAACUGUGGGCCUUCCCCUCUGACUCUUCAAGAGAUUUACCAAGCCCCAAGAAGGCAAAGACUGAAGAAAUGCCUCAGCUUAACUUUGGCAUGGCUGACCCUACUCAGAUGGGAGGCCUGAGCAUGCUGCUGCUGGCUGGAGAGCAUGCCCUUGGCGCGCCAGAGAUAUCCUCGGGGGCCUGCAGGCCUGAUGUUCCCGAGUCUCCAGAACUGCGUCAGAAGUCACCACUGUUCCAGUUUGCUGAGAUAUCUUCAAGCGCAUCCCACCCUGAUGCUCCUACAAAACAGUGUCAGGCAUCGGCCUUGUUUCAGUUCGCAGAGAUCUCUUCAAACACUUCGAAGCUGGGUGGUGCUGAGCCUGUAAAACGCUGUGGGAAGUCUGCACUCUUCCAGCUGGCAGAGAUGUGCCUGGCGUCAGAGGGGGUGAAAAUGGAAGAAACAAAACUAAUAAAGGCAAAAGAAGCAGACAGUGAAAGAAUUAAGGAGUUGGAGAAGGGAAAGGAAGAAAGAGAAACAAAAGCAGAGAAAACAGAUGCACCUGGGUUGCAGGAGGGGGAAGAAUUUGAAAAACCAGCCAAGGAAAAUGUACGAGAGUCCAAGGAACUGAGAAAUUUUGAAGAGCUGCAAAUGGAUGAUGUAAUGGCUAUAAAAGUGGAAGACGCCAAAGAAAUUAAAAAGGAAGAAUUUGAGGAAGAUCAAAAAUACAGUCAUUUCCCUGAUUUUUCUUACUCUGCUAGUAGCAAGAUAAUAAUUAGUGAUGUUCCCAGUCGAAAGGAUCACAUGUGCCAUCCUCAUGGAAUUAUGAUCAUUGAGGAUCCCACUGCAUUAAACAAACCAGAAAAGCUAAAAAAGAAGAAAAAGAAAAGCAAAAUGGAUCGACAUGGCAAUGAUAAGUCCACACCUAAGAAGACGUGCAAAAAGAGGCAGUCUUCAGAAUCAGACAUCGAAAGUGUCAUAUACACCAUUGAAGCCGUCGCAAAAGGAGACUGGGGUGUUGACAAACUUGGAGAAACACCCCGAAAGAAGAUCCGCACAUCUUCGAGUGGCAAGGGAGGCCUCUUGGAUGCCAAGCCACCAAAGAAAAAAGUGAAAUCAAGAGAGAAGAAAAUGUCAAAGGAGAAGUCCUCAGACAUUACCAAAGAGUCAAGACCUCCAGAUUUCAUUAGUAUUGCUGCCAGCAAGAACAUUUCCGGUGAGGUGCCUGAGGGCAUAAAAGCAGAGCCCCUGACCCCCACGGAGGAUGCACUCCCACCCAGCCUAUCAGGACAGGCCAAGCCUGAGGACAGUGACUGCCACAGAAAAAUAGAAACCUGUGGCUCCAGGAAAUCUGAGAGGUCUUGCAAAGGUGCUCUUUAUAAAACCCUGGUGUCUGAGGGCAUGCUCACCUCUCUGCGAGCGAAUGUGGACAGAGGUAAACGAAGCUCGGGAAAAGGAAACUCCUCUGAUCAUGAAGGGUGUUGGGGUGAAGAAAGCUGGACAUUUAACCAGUGUGGGACCAGUGGGAACAAGAAGUUCAAGAAAACAAAGCCGAAAGAAGACUCUCUCCUUGGCUCAGCAAAGCUGGAUGAAGAAUUUGAAAAGAAAUUCAGCAGCCUUCCUCAAUAUAGCCCUGUUACUUUCGACCGGAAAUGUGCACCUGUCCCAAGAAAAAAGAAGAAGACUGGGAAUGCGUCCUCAGAACUGACUAGAACCAGCAAAGGUCCUUUCCAGUCUCAGAAAAAGAACUUAUUCCACAAAAUUGUCAGCAAAUAUAAGCACAAAAAGGAGAAGCCUAAUGUUCCAGAACAAGGAAAUGGGGAUAAAUGGUCAAACAAGCAACUGUUCUUGGAUGCCAUUCACCCUACAGAAGCCAUAUUUUCAGAAGACAAAAACACCACAGAGCCUGCUUAUAAGGUUAAAAAUGCCCUGUCCAUUCCCAACACUCCAGAACCAACAGCGCAAGAACCUUUGGUGGGCAGCCAAAAGAGAAAAGCGAGGAAAACCAAGAUCACACACCUUGUCAGGACAGCAGAUGGCCGAGUGUCACCCGCAGGAGGUGCUUUGGAUGACAAACCAAAGGAGCAACUGCAGAGGAGUCUCCCUAAAGCGAGCGAGACAGAUUGCAGUGACGAGUGCGCACACGCCGCCGAGAUGGAGGACGUGCGCAGCCGCACUCCGGAAAUGCCCGCUGUGUCGGCCUUCUUCAGCCUCGCUGCCCUGGCCGAAGUGGCGGCCAUGGAGAAUGCGCACAGAGGUCAGAGAUCAACCCCACUCACGCACGACGGACAGCCAAAAGAAAUGCCGCAGGCUCCCGUACUUAUUUCUUGCGCUGACCAGUGAAGCGCCCUUUAAUUGUAAAACAUUGUGCUUUACCUACUACCCUAGCCUUGUCUUUACCAAGGGAUGCCUGUGAGUCCAAAUGGUGGAAAAUACAAACUGCACACAAGUGCUUGUUGCCCUGCGCGGCCCAGAUUCACUUGAAGCGGAAGUUAGCGUCCUGGGCCAGUUUGUUCUUUCAGAACCCAGAAUCUUUGAGGUUGUUGUCGUCUUUCUGAUACUGAGCAGGAACAGAAUGAGUCUGCAGCUUUGCUUUCCACUGAAGGCUUUUGCCGGUAAACGGUGGUAACCUGGUAAAAGACUGCCUUUACUGUGUAGCUCAUCCAGCACCUCUUUUACCAACCAGAGAGUGGGAAACUAGUUUCAUAUAUUGCCUAGUUAUUCUUUCAAAACAAAACAAAACAAAAAAAACUGACGCACUGCACUAGUUAUUAUUAGAUAUUCUUAGUCUUUUUUGUACAUGGAGAUUUAAGUUCUAAGAUGGUUUAUAUAAUAGGUUAUACCUACAUUUAUAUUGUAGAAUAAAUAUUAAAAAGCCUGUUCCCAAGACUCCCAAGCAGCAUGGGCAGGCAGACGUACCAUUGUUAGCGGUGUAUGCUCGGCCUCGUGGUCCAUGUAUUCUGCACUUUUAUAUUGGCCACCAGAGUGGUAGUUUGCUGGCAAAAAGAGAGAGAGACAGAGAGAGAGAGAGACAGAGAGAGAGAGAGAAAAUUUACAAUUCUUACAAUCUGAAUUUUUUUUUCUUAGCCUUGAGUGACCAAGAAGAAUUUGCUCGGGGCAAAUUGUGGCAAAUAUUUUCCCAGACAGGGAAGAGUCCUGCAGAUCACAGAUGACUAAUGCUUUCAUGCCUUGAGGAUUCUUUUAUUUUUACACAGUGGUCUAAGUGACCAAUGGAUCGUUCAUACAAACAAACAAAAAAGACAAAAAUAUUAUUCAGAAGUGACCUUAGUAUUACUUCACUAUCCUAAACACAUUGAAGACACUCACUUCAUGUGGACUUGGAGCUCCAGACCUUUUACAUCCAUCACGGACAGAGUGGACGGGUUGCAAUCGCUAUGCACAGCCUAGUUGGCGCUGCAGGUCUUGAGAGCCAUUUCAGGUUGGUGUGGAGCAGGAGGUACAGAGUCAGUGACGAGGGAGGUGUGCUGCCGGGGCCUCUCAGCUGUAGAUCCACCUGCAAGGUUCUGUUUCCUUUUUGUGUUUUGUUGCUUUUAAACAUAAAAUCAACCGUACAUACGCCAGUGCCAAGUGGAUUAACUGGCUUAGAACAUUCAACAUAUUGACUUAAACCACCUGACGUUCACAGUGUCUUGUUUCCUAGCAACAGAUGCAAAGUGAUAAAUCAAAAUUAGUCUGAGGCUACAGAUUUUACAGGGUAUUUGUUCCAUAGCACAAAGUAUUUCCCCACUCUUGCAUCAGCACAAACUACCAAAUUUUAAUUCUUAGAUUCCAGCAAUAAUUUUUAAUGGUUUUCAAACUGGCAGAGUUUUGAUAGUGCUAGUUCAAGUUUGAAGCUUUUGAAUUAGAUCUCUAAAUGGUGACAGUUUACAUGGUUUUAUCUAGCUUUCUUAUUUAUACUUGACUGAAUUGUAAUGAUGAUUUUUUUCUAAUUGUAAUUUGACCUAAUAGCCAUAUAAAAAAUGACUCUAUUAAUACUGACUAGGUUUAGCCUCUCAUGGUUGUAGAUAUUACUUCAGUUUCGGUGCUGGAAAAUAUGUACAACAUACUAACAAGAUUGAAAAACUACAGAGAUGGUUUCAUUUUUAUCCCCCAAAAGCAGGUAAAAGAGGGCAGCAAGGGGAUGUCCUCAAAAAUGCAUACUCAUUCUGAGGAUGGAGGAAGUAGGAAUUAGUAAAAGGUUAAUCAGUGGUUAUAGCUUAAUCCCAUUCGCUUAGAAGUAAAUCAAGUGAACAGCCCCAGAUUUUAGCGUACUUUUAAUAUGAUGCUGUUUUAUUAAUAUUUUCUAAAUUCCAAAACAAAAAAGUGAAUGUUUAAAAAUUGCUGGGUCCUGAUGUUGGUGGCUGUUGGAGUUUUGGACCACUUGCUAGCAGUGAUUUUAAAAUUAUAAUUAACUAACCAUUUUUUAAAAGCCAGAGACAAAGAACCAACAACAAAAAUUGUAUGGUGCAGAACAUGCAUCUUGACAAUGGUACUAACUUGUUACUCUAGCGGACAUGUUAGAAUAGGUCUAUUUUUGCCAGAGCUACCCCUUCAGUCCUCCGGUCACAUUUCACUAGAGUUCCUUACGAGAUUGCUGUACAUUCAUGGGACCUUUUUUUAAAAAGAAGAAAAACAAAAAGUUACUUUUUUCUAUGUGAUUAAUACCUUACUUGAUCUGCUUUUCCUAAACCUCAGUGGCUUUUCCCUUAGGUAGGGGUGCGGGUGGGAGGGCAACUUCCUGGAUAUGACUGUUUUCAGAUACUUUAAAACAAACCUUUUUGUAGAAAUGCUUAAUUUUUAAGCAGUUAGGCACAGAGAGUAGCAGAAAUCCUGCAAAGCUUUAUAGCUCUUUAGGCACGCGCCCUGUCUUUUCUCUGAGUGAAGUUUUUAUUUCAGUAAUAGUGCUUCUCGUGCCCUGAAUCUGCUGGAGAAGGGGGUGUUGGUAUUUUCAGGUAACAUUUGUUAGCACAAAUAUUUCAGACCAAUAUAUAGCACUCCCCGAUUAUCAUUUUCAUUUCAUUUUUCUCGUUCUUUCUUAUUUUGGAAAAUCAUAUUGCUACAGUGUGUAUUUUAAUCUGCCAGCAAACAUCAUGUACACUAACAUUUGUCCCACAGCACCCUCAAGAAAAAUGUUGUUGCACCUUAUGUAUAUCUCAAGCAAACCAAAAUGCGAUGCUCUUCUGCUUUGUUUUAUUCUAAAUUGUUGUAUCAUAUCUUUCUGAAACCAUUCUGAAUUUAGUUGAAAUUAUCAAUAUUUAUGCUUUUAACCUUAACUUCUGGAUUCAAACCUGUAUAUAAAUCUUUUGAAAAAAGUUGUCCUAGCCCUUCUCUGCAAUGCUAGAAGUGAAAGAUUUCGUCUCAGAUGGAGACGUAGUAUUGUUCCAGUUUUCUUUAGCCUUUUUUAUUUAUUUAGUUAUUCUGGGUAUUUCCUAUGUAAUUUUGAAGCGUGUAGAGUAUAUUAUAGUAACUGAAACUGCAGCUCUAAGAAGCUGAGUGAAAGAAAAAAAAUACUGUAAGACAUCCUUGAAGUUUUUGUUUGUUUGGGUACUGUAUAUGAUACUGGGAAAGGAAAAAUGGCCCACAGCCACAUUGGAAAUACAGGUUCUUGUCCCAAAAUUAAGUUAGUUCCCAGAUUUAGGCCAAAACUAUUUAACUGACUAAACCUUUUCUGAAGGAUAAAUUAUACCAUUGGAAUUCUGACCAUCUUUUUUCCCGUAAGAUGAGAAAUUAUUCCUUAAUUCUGUUACAUGCGUUCCCAAAGCCGUGCUGAAAUAACGCUCAUCUAGUUCCUCCCAUCUAGUUCCUGCCAUUUUCAACCACCUGCUGGAGGAAGAAAUAGUGAUGGAACACUGUGAACAAAAAGAUGCAUCUGAAGUGGUCUGCUUGUUUAGAACCCAACAUCUUCAAUCCCUGGCGUUUUCUUACGAAGUCAGAUGCUAUUCUAAGUCAGAAAAGUCUAUUUUGCACUCUGCAGUAUUUGGCCAUUGUAUGGAAGCGUUUGCACCUGUGUAAACUCUCAAGCAAAUUAUAAAUUGCUAUAGACAGGAGUUAGCGAAAACUGAAUGACAUGUUUUGUUUGUGGGGUGGGCUGGGGCGGGUUAGGGAAUACUAAAUAGCUCUGUUCCAAGCUUGGCAUUUGGCAUUAAUGUGAAGCAGUGGAACCAUGCUGCCUGCUAAACUACUGUACGAAUCGUGUUCCGAAGACCAGCAGCUGGAGGCUGGACGACAGUGUCCACACGGCGAGGAGAGGCACCACCGCUGCAUCGGAGACAAGGGCGUCAGAAGGCCAGGAGUCAUCAUUCGUGAAGGGAGAUUGGGGUGUACAUGAUGUUGUUGAGGAAUUCACUUUGAUUGCACUGCCCCACAGAGUCCUCAUAUAAGGCCAAUCUCAAUGGGCUACCUCGGCUUUCAAAGUUAAUUUCAGUAAGUCCUGUUUCAAAACUUUGUCUUUUUUUUUUUUUUGCUUCUACUUGAGUGCCACUAUUUUCCACAGCAGUGUUUUGACGUUACAUACUGCUUUCUCCAGAGAGAACAUCGUGCUGCUGAACGUGGGCAGUAGAAGCAAAUGCUGUUAUUACAUUUGCCCUGUAAAGUAUUCAGAGUAACCGCUAGGUGGAAAUUAAACUUUAGCUGUUCUCCACAUAGGUCCUUGUCUUGCACCUUAUACAAAGUGUACUAAUUGUUAAUUAGAUGUUGCUUUUGUCUAUACAAGCAUUCCCAAAGAAUUAGAUUUGAAUUUUGUUGUAUUUGAGUUUGGGGAUUUUAUAAACUACUUUAUUUAGAUUUACUAACAGCAUAUGUAUAAUGAAAAAAAAAGGCAGUUUUUCAUUUCAUCUUACCAGAUGUGUCUGGUGAAGUAUUCAGGGUUUGAUGGACUGCUUUUCUUUAACUUGGAAGUGAUCGCGUUUAUUAUGCUCCAUAUUAAAUGGUUUUGUCCUUUUCACGGGGGACAUUAUCUUCAUAUGUUUCAGAACAAAGAAGAGUGAAUAACAAGACGUAUACAUUUGACUUACACAUCCCCACCUGUCUGUGUAAUGCUUCCUUCAAAUAUAUAAAUACGCGUUUUCUUUUUAAAAAAAUUAUUUUUCUGGCCAAAUUUUAUCUCUGGUGGUGUCAUUUAUACUAAGAAGUUGAGAGAAGGAACCUUGUAGUUAAAAGUCCUGUGGCCACUGGUUCUCUUUGUUGCUUCCGUCAGUCAGUGGUCUAAAGCAAUCAUACCCUGAAACUGAUUUUUCUACACAGAACUAGUUAUCCUGAACAUUACUCCUCCUUCCAAAGAUUUCCUGAAAACUUGGGCCAGAACCGGUUACUGAGUAACAAGGAUCUAAUUAAAUGCCUCUAAACCCUUCCACCCACAAUGCAAAUCUUACCUCACAAGCUCUUACCUGAAUCACAGAGAUAAGCAUGUUUCAUGAAUUAUCACUGAUUCUCUUCGUGGCCCACCACGGUGGGCUCAAGUCCCCUCACACUAGUGCCUGGCUCGGAGAGUAGCAGAACCGAGGGUAGGGAAGGUGUGAGAUCUAGAGCUCAGUAACUUGCUUGAGAGCACUUUUUGUUUCACUAUAAACAAGUCUCUUACUCUCAGGAAUUUGUCCAAAAAAAAAAAGAAAAACCACCUGAGAUUCCACACACUCGAUUCUGAACUUUUCUCACAGGUUUGCAUUGCUUACUCAGAUGUCAUAAAUUAACAGAGUUUCGUUUGACCACCAGGUCUUAAGUCUGUUGACAGUUUCAGCAUGACUGAAUCGCUCUUUUUUUUCUUUCAGAAAUUGGCUUGGUUCUCUUUAGAGUUGGUGUAAACAUGCCAUGUAAUAAAUGAUUUCCACUUAAUGGUACAACAGAAUAUUGCUUUCUUAGAUGUAUGUGUAGUACAAGUCAAUAUACACAUUUAUAUCAUUUCUUUCUUCAAAAUCUUAUACCUAAUUUGAUAUUUCUAAAAAUUGCACAUGUAAGUCAUGUGUAUAACAUGCUAAAGUACUUUAACUGUGAUCUUAAAACUGAAUAAAAAUAUUUAAUAAAAAUUUGAAAUAUUUUAAAGAUA
Messenger RNA from Chinchilla lanigera (long-tailed chinchilla), 8809 nucleotides. RefSeq names its product bobby sox homolog (Drosophila) (gene Bbx). The transcript has 18 exons. Gene Ontology annotation, molecular function: RNA polymerase II transcription regulatory region sequence-specific DNA binding; DNA-binding transcription factor activity, RNA polymerase II-specific. The record is from RefSeq and is a predicted model, not a curated record. NCBI's taxonomy places the organism in Eukaryota, Metazoa, Chordata, Mammalia, Rodentia, Chinchillidae. Gene Ontology annotation, biological process: regulation of transcription by RNA polymerase II. Gene Ontology annotation, cellular component: nucleus. Bases 289 to 3111 code for a protein of 940 amino acids.